Molecule: messenger RNA, 1762 nt
Organism: Capsicum annuum
Lineage: Eukaryota; Viridiplantae; Streptophyta; Magnoliopsida; Solanales; Solanaceae
Product: zingipain-2
Exons: 4
Coding region: 413-1513 (366 amino acids)
Cellular component (GO): lysosome
Molecular function (GO): cysteine-type endopeptidase activity
Source: RefSeq, a predicted model, not a curated record
AAUCAGUUGGUGAGGAUCUAGUUUGUUAGUACUCUAUUAUUUAAGAUUAUUAUAGGCAAACACUCAAAUUUAUCCUGAAGAUGAAUUCUGACAGUGAAAUCUUUUUUUGCAUGUUACGGAGUUUGGUCAUUUGGCGGUUUGGUCUUACAAAAUCUGUUGGCUUUCCUACAACCUAUGAGACUCCUCCUCAUUAAUUCCCUGGCGUUUUGGUCCCAAUGUAAACAGACCCAUAAAUUCCUUCACCAUUUUUCAUUAACAUUAUCCUAAAAAAAUAAUUCAACCCAAAAAUUAUUUUAAUAUCCAAAUCCUCCAUCUAUAUAAGCCCAAGUGGUUAGCCAUCCCCAUCAAGCCUCUUCCGUUCCACACUGUACUCUCCCUACAAGUGUUAAGUCUUCCUUUGCACUUGUCAGCCAUGUCUAAAACCGUAAUAACAGCUCUUCUCUUCACACUGUUUUCGUCUUUAUCCUAUGCAAUUGACAUGUCUAUUAUAGAUUACAAAAACAACCAAGAUGAAGAGGUGAUGAAGGGAAUAUACGAACAGUGGCUGGCAGAGCAUGGGAAAGUAUAUAAUGCCUUGGGAGAAAAGGACAAAAGAUUUGAGAUAUUUAAGGAUAAUUUGAGGUUCAUUGAGGAACAUAACAACCUUGAGAAUCGUACGUACAAGGUUGGCUUGAACCAAUUUGCUGAUCUCACAAACGAGGAGUACGGGGCUAUGUAUUUGGGCACGAGAAGUGACGCUAGGCGGCGACUUGUGAAGUCGAAAAGGCCAAGCCAACGUUAUGCAUCGCGGCCUAACGAGUUGCUGCCUCAUUCUGUCGAUUGGAGGAGGAGAGGUGCUGUUGCUCCUGUUAAGAAUCAAGGGAGUUGUGGAAGUUGCUGGGCCUUUUCAACAGUGGCAGCAGUAGAAGGCAUAAACCAGAUCGUAACAGGGGAAAUGAUCACACUAUCCGAGCAAGAACUUGUAGAUUGUGACAGAGCCCAUAACGUUGGUUGUAAUGGUGGCCUAAUGGACUAUGCCUUUGAGUUCAUCAUCUCCAACGGUGGCAUGGACACUGAAAAUCACUAUCCUUAUCGCGGAGUUGAAGGCAGAUGCGAUCCUGUUCGGAAAAAUUAUAAGGUUGUUAGUAUUGAUGGUUAUGAAGACGUGCCUAGAAAUGAAAGAGCACUUCAAAAAGCUGUGGCACAUCAACCUGUUAGCGUAGCCAUUGAAGCUUCUGGCAGGGCUUUCCAGCUCUACUCUUCGGGCGUGUUUACGGGAAAAUGUGGAGAGCAAGUAGACCACGGUGUUGUUGUGGUUGGCUACGGCAGCGAAGGUGGAAAGGAUUAUUGGAUAGUGAGAAACUCAUGGGGCACAAAGUGGGGAGAAAAUGGCUAUGUCAAAAUGGAGCGUAAUGUAAAGAACGCUCAUUUGGGCAAGUGUGGAAUUAUGACAGAGGCUUCAUAUCCCAUAAAGGAUGGCAUAAAUAAACGUACCACAACUACUUCAAAAGAAGAGAAGAUUAGCAGCAUCUGAAGAAUUCUGAUUUUCUCAGCUGUCCUUGCAUUUAGGGGAAUUUCAUGGCUUAUGUGAUAGUAUUUUAUUAUGUUUGUUUUAGUUGAUCAUUAAAUGUUGUAAAUAGUUAGUUGGGUAUUUGUUGCAAUGCAUUUCUCUGUUUGUGGUUUGUUUAAUGAAAAGUAUCUUUGAUUUUGUGUGUCACAAAUUCAGAACGUGGACGAAUAUGGAAAUCUAUGAAAGAAAGAUUUGUCAAUCAUUUUCUUGAUC